AUGAUAGCGACAGAUGCUGGUGAAGAAGUCGCAGCGGUUAUUGAUUCCUUACCGAGUGAAGUUUAUCCAUUGCUUAUCUGUCUUGUAUUCGAUAGAGGUGAAAUAAAAGUUAAAAGUGUUAUUCAUGGAACAAUGUCAGACAGGGAAGCACUUCCUCUUCUUCUUCAAGCUCGAGAUACAUUUGUUGCUGCAUUUGAAUUACCAGAUACAAGUGGUUUACAUGAAUUUACAAGAGUAGCUGCUGAUUUCAAUGGUGAAACAUCAUCGAUUAUUAGUAUUCAUCGAAUUGAAAAUACAAUGUGGUUAAUUCAAUAUCUCAAUCAAAAACAAAUGAUUGAGAAUCGACUUGGACAUAAUAAUACAGAAAGAUUAUUAUUUCAUGGUUGUCCAUAUGAAGCAGCUAAAAAUAUUCUUCAGCAAGCAUUUGAUCAUUCACGUAUCGGAACAAAUGGCACUGCUUGUGGGCAUGGAUUUUAUUUCUCAUCAAGCCGAUAUGUUAGUGAUCAAUAUGCUGUACCAAAUCCUUCUACUGGUGCAAAAAGAAUGCUUAUGUGUCGUGUACUUGUUGGUCGAAGUUGUCAAGGUAAUUCAACAAUGACAAAAUGUCCAUCAAGCUACGAUUCAACAACAAAUGGAUCAGAUGUUUUUGUUGUUUAUUCUAAUCGACAUAUUUUACCAGAAUAUCUUAUUACAUAUAAAUAA
Messenger RNA from Rotaria sp. Silwood2, 702 nucleotides. The record is from the annotation of a GenBank genome assembly. Lineage: Eukaryota; Metazoa; Rotifera; Eurotatoria; Philodinida; Philodinidae.